Aspergillus welwitschiae is the source of this 577-nucleotide messenger RNA. RefSeq lists its product as uncharacterized. NCBI's taxonomy places the organism in Eukaryota, Fungi, Ascomycota, Eurotiomycetes, Eurotiales, Aspergillaceae. The record is from RefSeq and is a predicted model, not a curated record. The transcript has a single exon. The coding region runs from base 350 to 505 and encodes 51 amino acids.
CAACAGUUCCGAAUGUGGAAGCAAAGCUGACUGACGAAGGAGGCAAGGAGGUUGCGCAGCCUAAUACACAACGCAAGCUCUGCGUUCGAAGUCCUACUCUCAUGGUUGGAUACUUAAACAAUCCCGAUGCCACCGAGGCGACCAUUGACCGAGACGGCUGGCUUCGGACGUGAGAUAUCUGUUGUUCGACGCAAAAGCCAACGGGUGGUAUAUUGUUGAUCGGGAAAAGCUGAGAAGCGCUGAAAGUCGAGAUUUCUGCAACUCGAAUUUCUCUAAGACCACAAACUCGCGGGAAUCGAUCAAGGUGCAAAGGUUACAGGUCGCCCUUGCGGAGCUUGAAGGUCGUCUCAUGCUUGGCCACCCGGGGGUAGCGGACGCCGCUGUAGUCGCGGUAAACAGUCGCUCCGGGGCGACGGAGGUUCCUGUGGCAUUUGUCACGCGUAGAGCGGGCGCCUCUCGUGUCCCCAAGGAGCAGGAGAUUAUUAAUCCUUGCACUUCCAGGUAACGUAUUUCACUAGCGAGCGUGACACUGUUCGUAACUUGGACGCGUCAAAAAGCCUCACCUAAUUCAACCACC